AUGCAACCCCUUCACUUUCUCGUAUUCAUUUUCACCACCACUGUUGCGGCUUCAAAUUCCUCGUGUUUUGACGAUGGCAACUUUGACCAAAGUUGUGAUCACAAAACAUUCAAGUUCACACCGCACUUAGGCUUAAGCGCUGUUUGCCGGCGGGCCGACGGAAAGAGCAACUUUACUACCACGUUGGGUCUGUCAAAGUGCAUUGCCUACAACACCAAGACGGGUAGAGUGGAGUGGAAGAUACCCCCGUCGUGUACGAAUUCCACCACGGCGGAUGAGAAGAAGAUGGAUAGCACACAGGGAAACUUGUCAGUCUUGGCAUCCUGA
Molecule: messenger RNA, 327 nt
Organism: Neurospora tetrasperma FGSC 2508
Lineage: Eukaryota; Fungi; Ascomycota; Sordariomycetes; Sordariales; Sordariaceae
Exons: 1
Coding region: 1-327 (108 amino acids)
Source: RefSeq, a predicted model, not a curated record